ACGAAAGAAACAAAGCCUUUAAAAAAAACGGCGUUGAAAUUUUCGAGACAGAGUCGUAAUCAAACCGGCACCAUCACGUUCCCAUUCCGAUGUCAGAAUCACAGUUUUCUUGUCAUUCAUCUACUCGUAACUUCUAGUUCAAGAGACACUGAACCUUGUUAGUUACUCUGCAGAUCACGAUGGAGCCUCAACCAACUAGCAUUGCUUCCUUGAAGAAGAAAAGAAAACAGCAAGAUUCACAGCCAGAGAAGCAUCUAGCAAAGCACGUUUGUCGAGAGAAGGUAGAAGGCGAUGAACCUGCUAGAGGUUGCGAAUCAGAGCCAGAAUCCACAAACAGCAACAGCUUCCACAGCAACUGUGAAGAUUCGUUCAUGUGCAGCGAUGAUGAAGACAAAACUGAUGGAGGGUUUCAAGAAACGCCCGCUACAUCAUCUGCUAGCUGGGCUGGUACCUCUUCCGGUGCCAGCCCCUAUUCCUCGGAGAAUAGGUCAUCUGUCAAUAUAAGCACCCGUGAGCCAGAGUCCUUGUCCAUGAACGAGGAUCAACAUGAUCAGCACGAUGUGGGAUUCGGAUGGGAAGGCCACGCUGAGAUCGAGCUGUACACAGAUAAGGAGCUAGAGGAUCUGCUCUACUCGAACGGGGCAGCCCCCGGUGGUGCCUUUAUUCUUUCAUCCGGAAGGUGGUCUGUUGAUCAAGGUGCAAGAGCUAUGCAAGAGGAGGGUAAGAAAAAGCUGACAAUUGAUAAGGAGUUUGAACAAUUUUUUUCUAUGCUUAUGCUUUAGCAAAUAUUUUAGUCAUGAAUUAGGAAUAGUAUUUGAAUAAUUUCUGUAUACAUUUGAGAUUAUCAUUGCAACACACAUGAAUACAGCUUUCAAAUAA
Molecule: messenger RNA, 879 nt
Organism: Salvia hispanica
Lineage: Eukaryota; Viridiplantae; Streptophyta; Magnoliopsida; Lamiales; Lamiaceae
Biological process (GO): maintenance of protein location in nucleus; response to red or far red light
Cellular component (GO): cytoplasm; nuclear speck
Molecular function (GO): nuclear import signal receptor activity
Source: RefSeq, a predicted model, not a curated record